AUGCCAUUUUUUGAUGUGAUUAAUACUUGUUUCCGUGCGUGCAUGCGUUUCUGUGCGUCUUUCAAUCGUGUACAGGGGAUUCAUUUAAGGGAUGGAGGUAAACUUUGCAUGCGUGUAUGUUUCUUGUAUCCAGCGACUUUAUGGACGAGAUUCCAACGGAUCUCUUCCAACUUUUUCCUUUUGUUGUUGUUUUUGCCACUGCAGCUUUCUCUUUUGGUUGGUUUCUCCUUGGUGGUUCAAGCGAGAAGAGAGAAAAUGGUGUGUCCUGCACCGCCGCGACAAGUCGUUGUGGUAGAUCCUGCCUGGGUGCGGGUCGACGAGGAAAACUAUAACGCAGCAUGGAAGCAGCUGCAGGAAGAAGCAAUGGAAUGUGGCUUUAUUGGGUUUGAUAUGGAGUGGACGUCGAGACCCAAACCUGUAUUGGAGGAAGGAGAAGAGACGACGGUGGAGAACAGCAACGCGGGCACUGCUGCUGAUGCCAGGGAAAGGGUGCGAGUGAGAUGUGCACACUCAGUGGAGCCCGUGGCAGUGGUGCAGCUUAGUACCUUUUCUGUCACUUUUGUAAUCAGGCUGUGCGACAUUGUUUGCAUGACGCGUCCGGAGAAUUGCAUUGACGUCUCUGAGGUUGCCGCCGUUUCCUCGACACUGGGCGUUGUCCUGGACAACUUGAUCUCCCUCCUGGCAAAUAAGCGUGUUGCAAAGGUGGGAGUGGGUAUAAUUGGCGAUCAGGAGAAGUUGCAGCAUGACUACACCGCAUUCCGACUCUGCCCCUGUGUUGAACUUGCCGUGCUGGCCCGACACCUUUUUCCCACUGCUGAGGAUGUGAUGGGGCUGCGCAGCCUGAAGGAUUUUGCUGCUCGCUUUGCUAGCAGGAAACUCAAGAAAGAUAUUCUCGUGACAUGCAGUGAUUGGGGCAGCAGUCUCGGGGCACUUUCUCCGCUACAGUUGGAAUACGCCGCAGCGGAUGCAGAAGCAUCUUUUGACGUAUGUCUUGGCAUGUGUAGGGAGUCACACCUCAUCGCGAGCGACAACAUCGACGACAACGACGAGUCGCAUGGCGUCAGUGGGGUGCGGGAUGCGAAGUGGAACGUGAAAUCCAUUCUGCAGAGCCUGGAUGGACUGAAGGCAACAACUUCUCGGAAUGCACGGGUGGAGAAGCCUGCGGGGAACCGCCGUGCCGCGUGGUGGUGCAAAGGCCGGGCCAAGCCGUACUACGAUAACAUCUUUGUGUACGACGCCGAGAUGCCCCUGGCUCAGCCGGCCACCUCAACGUGGUGCCAGGGUCUAGUACUCUUUGCUAGAGAGGAAGCUAAGCGCCUGCUGUUCAUGCUUCAAACCCGAUGA
Messenger RNA from Trypanosoma cruzi, 1344 nucleotides. RefSeq lists its product as uncharacterized. The transcript has a single exon. NCBI's taxonomy places the organism in Eukaryota, Euglenozoa, Kinetoplastea, Trypanosomatida, Trypanosomatidae. Bases 1 to 1344 code for a protein of 447 amino acids. Gene Ontology annotation, molecular function: nucleic acid binding; 3'-5' exonuclease activity. Gene Ontology annotation, biological process: nucleobase-containing compound metabolic process. The record is from RefSeq and is a predicted model, not a curated record.